Messenger RNA from Acanthoscelides obtectus, 605 nucleotides. Lineage: Eukaryota; Metazoa; Arthropoda; Insecta; Coleoptera; Chrysomelidae. The record is from the annotation of a GenBank genome assembly.
GUCCCGAUCAGUAUAGUAAUGUAAACAGAGAUAAUAAUUUGUACCGCAGUUUCAUACAUCGCGCAUUGACCGGAUCAGUGGUGCAACAUUUGUGUACACAGUUGAUUGAAUAAUUUCCAAAAUGAAGAAUGUGAUAUGUCUGCUGUUGCCGCUGGUUCUGCUUUUGGUUAGCGAAACAAAGUGCAAGCCGAAAGUUUCCAGUACGGAGGAAUCUGUGAAUGAAAACGAGCUUGACAGUAGACCAUUUGGACGAAGUGAUUGCCAAAAAGACAUAGAAGAAGGCAGAGAACACUGCAGAGCUUUGAUCCCAGUAUACCGAUGGAAUAACAUGAAGCAAAAAUGCGAAUCAGCAUUUUAUGGUGGUUGCAACAAAACAAAAAAUAACUUCAGGACUCUGAAAGAAUGUGAAGAUACUGCAGGGACUAUUUGCAAAAAAUAAAUUCGAGGUGAUAGACGUAAUGCCUAAAAAUAGUGUGAUUAAUAGUUAUUGCAGUUAAAUGUAUAUAGAUGCAUCUAUCUUAUAACGUAAUAAUUUAAGCUUGGUUGUGAUAUCACAAUUGAUAAUAUAAUAUUGAUAAAAAAUAGACAUGGACAAGUUUUAUUAA